UAAAUCUGCCCUUUGACAUUUGUGAUAUCAGAUGUGAUUAAUGCUUCAGUACUCUUUAAUGAAGCACUCACUGUACGUCUUCAGCAUUCUUUACAGUAAAGGCAUAGAUAGCACAGUGGACAUCAAUGGGACUGCGUAACUCUCAUCCGAAGCUGUACCCCGGAGAUAUACUUGAGUUUCCUGGCAACAGUUACUUUUCUCAUUUUGCCGUUUAUUAUGGUGAAAGAGACGGAGUUCCUUAUGUGGCCCAUUUGACCAUCAGAGAUUCAGACACCAAACUCCUCCUUUUCGGCCGAGCUAUAAACGCCUCUGUAAAGCUAGACCCGCUUGACGUAGUUGGGAAGAAAUACAAGGUAAGAAACUACUUGGAUGACAAGCAUCCACCACGAGAUUUCUACGUUCUCAUCAAGCCGGAGAUCGAUGAAAUCAUAACGAAACCCAUCACCUUUGACAUCCUGUUUAACAACAGCGAACAUCAGGCCACAAUGUUACGAUACGGGGUUAAAAAGUCAGAGCAGAUUGAAAAAGUCUACUCCAAGAUAGUUCCCACCUGGAAAGAUUUAUUUGAGAAGAAAACGAUUUGAGCCACUUCUUUUGCAUGAAGACGCAACACUUCAAGAUCAUACAAAAGCUUUUUUUUUUUUUUUUUUUACAACUUUGGUGUUAAAUACAAUCUUAAAAGUCUAGCUACAUAAUUUUUUUUUUUUUUGUAAAUGUAUUUGUCAUCUGAAUAUUUUCAAUUUUCAAUAUGUCUAUGUGUCCAGAGAGUUAAAGUUUGCUUUGGACUUGCUUUAACAAUUAAAAGUCAACCAGUUUAUCUACAUUAACUAGCAAAAUGUCUCUUUCACAAAAAGUGACUUUAUAAUUUUUUUACGUUUUGUAGUUGGAGGGAAAAAUAUGCUAUCUUGUGUGUUUCUGAAUCAUAGCUAAUAUAUAGAAUUGAGGAAAUUAAUUGUCUCUGGACUUUUAGAUUCAUGUAAAUUUGAUAUAUAAAUCUGCAGAUUUUCAUGUGCCAUGUUUCACUGCUAACUAACAAUUUGUAAAACUCAGAAAGUGUUUAUUAAAAUGACUUCACCCAAA
Molecule: messenger RNA, 1080 nt
Organism: Carassius carassius (crucian carp)
Lineage: Eukaryota; Metazoa; Chordata; Actinopteri; Cypriniformes; Cyprinidae
Product: phospholipase A and acyltransferase 3-like
Exons: 4
Coding region: 126-584 (152 amino acids)
Biological process (GO): N-acylphosphatidylethanolamine metabolic process
Cellular component (GO): cytoplasm
Molecular function (GO): glycerophospholipid phospholipase A1 activity; A2-type glycerophospholipase activity
Source: RefSeq, a predicted model, not a curated record